GAAAGAAAGAGAAGAGAGAAGAGAGAAACAAACCCUCAAUUUUGAUGGAUUUGCAAAACAUUCAGACACGAGAAAAGCUUGAAUAAACUCCGGCAUCACACUUCUCUCUACCCAUUUCAUCAAGAAUUUUUCAUGUGAUAUGAAAGAAAAGGUACUCACUUUUAAUCUGAAGAAUUUUUCUAGUUCUAGUUCUAGAAAUUGAAGAAAUAUCAGGUGGUUUAUAGACUUUAUUGGGGGAAUUUCUUACUUAUUAAGGAAACUGAAAAAUUUGUUACCAAAUUUCGCUAAGAUCCAAGGAGCUUUGGAGUUAAAACUGGGUUAUAUGGAUGAUGCGAAAUAAUUUAUGGGCAAAAAAUCAGGUUUUUCUCCUGUUAAAGAAAUAAUUGAUUUUUCAUAAAGGGUUAUCUGGUAUUUGGCAUUUGAUGUAUGGGUAGAUAGUCUAAGCUUUUGAUUGUAUUGCCGUCUUCAAAUCUCAACUUUUCCCCCUACAAGUGUUGAAUUGGCUUCCUGUGAACAUUUUCUCAAAAUGCUUAAAACACAGUCCAAAGUACGAAUCCAUGAUGCUGAUAUCUGCGCAGACCAAUUUGAUAAGAUACCGGAUUCUGUACUACUGAUAAUUCUCAAUAAGAUUGCGGAUAUUCGGACCCUUGGUCGUUGUGCUGCCGUCUCCAAGCGAUUAAACUCUCUCGUACCUCUUGUUGAAGAUGUUUAUGUUAAGAUUGAUAAGGUUGUUAGCAUCGACGGCGAUGAUGAUGAGACGCUAUAUUCCCAGAAGCCUCCUAGUCUAUUCACCAACUUCCUCAAGCUGUUUUUUAGUCUUUUGAAGCCUUUCCACCAUCUUAAUAAUGGGAAUGACGGAAAUAAAUUCUUUUUCCCUCAAGUCUCGCGACAUACCUCACACACCCCUGAUCAAGUUCUUAAGAAUUUCCAUCACAUCCACAAUUUACGUAUUGAAUUACCAUCUGGAGAUGUGGGCACUGAAGAUGGGGUUGUUCUUAAAUGGAAAGCAGAAUUUGGAAGUACUCUUCAAAGUUGUGUUGUUUUUGGAGGCACUCAGAUUGAAAGAAAACCGGGUACAGAUCAACGACCGUUUGAGGACAAUGGUAGCAUACCUGAUUCAUUUUACACUAAUGGGGGUUUAAAACUACGCGUAGUGUGGACAAUAAGCUCAUUGAUUGCUGCUUCGACUAGGCAUUACUUACUGCAACCAAUAAUUAAGGACCACCCAACACUGAAGACUGUGGUGUUAACUGAUGCAGAUGGGCAGGGGACUUUGAGUAUGGGAGGUCAGCAGCUGAGGGAAUUUAGGGAAAAUCGGUUGAUUGCUUCAGCAUCUUCAAGGAGGACCCAGGUCCCGGCUUCUAACAUGCGAUUAAGGUAUGCUCCAUUUCUCGAGCUUCCUGAAGGGAUGGGAAUGCAAGGGGCAACACUGGUAGCGAUUAAACCAUCAGGAGAAGGCAGUGGAAAGAGUAAAAAGGAAGUAGAUUCAUUUAUUUGUGGAGCAUUUGAUGGGCCGUUUAAGGCAGCUGUAAAGGCACUGGUUAAGCGAAGGACAUAUCUCUUGGAGAUGAAUGGUUUCUAAAGUUACCUCUACAUACACUGAUACAGUCCAGUGGGUUCGUUAUAGAUCAUCGAGACAGAAAUUUCUCUUUUAGGUCGAAUUGAUAAGAUGGGCUAAUUCUCUAGUCAGCCAAAAUUUAAUGGGUAGAAAAAAGUAAGCCUGACAUGUGUUCGUGAAAGAGAUGUGGAUUGUAUCUGCUCUCUUCCACCAUAUCGUUCCCUCUUUUUCUUGUUUUUUUGCUUCAAUUUGUGUAUAAUGUUUAAGCACAAUGUAACCACAGUUAAAGCUGUCUGAUUGUAUCUAAAGAUAGUAACGUGGGAGAAAAUGAGAAUCUCUUAUCACAUGUUUAUGUCA
Messenger RNA from Papaver somniferum (opium poppy), 1915 nucleotides. Its product is annotated as F-box protein At4g18380-like. The record is from RefSeq and is a predicted model, not a curated record. The coding region runs from base 527 to 1582 and encodes 351 amino acids. Gene Ontology annotation, molecular function: protein binding. The transcript has 3 exons. Lineage: Eukaryota; Viridiplantae; Streptophyta; Magnoliopsida; Ranunculales; Papaveraceae.